GCGUAGGCCGCAGUAACGCGUCAAAUUUUUACUGUUACCUCUUUUCCACAGCAUAGAGAAUCUAGUCUUCGGCGCUUCGACAAGUGACCAUCGGCGGUGGUAAUAGUGCAAGGUCGCGCAAGGCCGUCUCUUCGCCUUCAGUUGUUUCAGAGAUUCGCGGACGGUCGACUGAAAGCAGAGCUUGCUUCGCGCCUUCGAGUUUUUUCUGCUCUUGUUUUAUUUCCUGAUUCUUUUUUGAACGCUGUGGUUUUUUUUGAGGUUUUGAUUUUGAGUGAGGAUUUUGUGGACAUUAAGAUGAAGAUCAAACUCCUCCAAACAAUCUUGAUCCUUACAGUCGUCGUGCACUUCGCAGCAUCAGCGCCAGCCACCUCCGAUCGCAAAGGCAAAAACCUGGCCUACUUCGACUACAUACAGCCAGACGUGGCGGACUACAACCAAUACGAGAGCGAGGAUUACCUUCCGCUCGGGCUCGAGGACAACGAUCUAAGCCGAACCGUCCCGAACCGAAGACGCCCGAAGCCCAGACCGGAAACCUACAAUUCGCCCAUAUACUACAUCCGGCUGCCGCCUCAGCCGUACAUGUUCAUACCGGGUCUGGGCUACGUUUCGCAGCCCCCGCAAAACCCAGCCGACCCGUUCGUUAACGUGCCCAUCAGCUUCAUCAGCAACGGCAAACCCGGAAACAUCUACCAAUGGUCCGGUGCGAUGGAGACCUUCCCGGAAGAGCCCCCUAAACCAAAACCGACCAGGAAACCAUUGCCCGAUUCGAACAUACACAAACUGCCCGGGCAGUACUCCUUUAACGGCAAACCUGAAGAUAUAUUUGUCUUAAGGGAUUCCUAUAAUUCUAUAUACGGUGAUGCCCUACAAAAUUUCUAUCCAUAAUUGAAUGCUAUUUAUUUAGAUAGAAACUAAAGAUGGAGAAUAUGAAACCCCAAAAUGUAAUAAAUUAUAUUUAAAUUUGUUAAAUCUUAUACCUACCUUAUCAUAAAAAAGGCUUCCGCAUUAUUAGCAGGUUAUGCAUUACCACCUCCAGGUUAU
Molecule: messenger RNA, 1041 nt
Organism: Brassicogethes aeneus
Lineage: Eukaryota; Metazoa; Arthropoda; Insecta; Coleoptera; Nitidulidae
Source: the annotation of a GenBank genome assembly